GACAAACUUGUUUGGAGGACGGAGAGGAACGAGCGUCACGUCAGCAGCACAUUCGUAAGGGCUUGUCAGUGAGACCCGCAGCUGUUUCGCUGGCUGCCAUUUGAUACUUUUGCGGCUUGCUGUAAUUUGGCUUGGCCCAGCUGGUGUGAAGUGGUGCUUUGACAUUUAAUCCUACUACCUGGAUCCAGAGCCGGCUGAGGAUGGAGCUGCUUUCGGCGAUGCACCUGGACGAGCUUUCUUUGCGUUUCUCGCAGAUUAACAUGUACCCGCUGUUUGAUAUCGCUCACUAUAUCAUAUCUGUUCUAGCGCUGAAAGAGCAAGCAGGAACUGCUGAUGUGGCUCAGCGCAGUCCCCUUGCUUGCUGGGUUAGUGCUAUGAUUUACUGUUUUGGUGGCGCCAUGCUGUCGAGUCUUCUUUUGGCUGAGCCACUAAUAGCACCUCUUUCCAACAAUACCAAUAUAUUUCUUGCAUCAUUCAUCUGGUAUAUUGUAUUCUACUGCCCUGGAGAUCUUGCUUACAAAUGCUUUACAUUUCAGCCAUUACGUCUUGUCCUAGCCGGUAUGAAAGAGGUGACAAGGACAUGGAAAGUGGUUGGCGGGGUGACACAAGGCCAGAAAUACUAUAAAGACGGAUGGCUGGCAAUUAUUGCUGUUGGAUGGUCCAGAGGUGCUGGAGGUGGGCUGUUGGCUAACUUUGAGCAACUUGUGAGAGGAAUUUGGAAACCUGAAACCAACGAGUUGCUAAAAAUGACGUAUGCCACCAAAGUGACCUUGAUUGGAUCCGUGCUUUUCACUUUUCAGCAACGAGGAAGCCUUCCACUUGCCAAGCAUCAUUUCAUGUUGAUUUAUUCUGUGUUUCUCGUUGUUUUAAAGGUCAGAAUGAUGAUUGGUGGUCCCAGCAUGUCUCCAUUUUCUGCAUUUGAGACGCUCUUAUUCUCCUCAUUAUUUGGGUGGCAGAAGCAGGCAAGCGAGAAAGGAACCUCAGCUUUGACUGCUGGGAAAAUGUCUCCCACAAGUUCUAGUGCAGCUUCAGCUAAUGAUGUCAAAGAAUCGGAGGAGAGAUGUCCUGAUCCAACAUUGCCAGACACAAACGCCAAUAUUCUUGAAACUGAAAGAAAGAAGUCCUCCAUCUCCGAAGAGGAGGAUAAAAACGACAAUAUAGUAAGCAAGAAAAAAGACUGAAAUUUGCAGAGUUUCAUUUUAAAUAUUCAGUCAGAGAUUAUAUUGAAUGUUUCUAAAUAUUCUA
This is a messenger RNA of Erpetoichthys calabaricus (reedfish), 1245 nucleotides long. It is a transcript of the gene tmem38b, whose product is annotated as transmembrane protein 38B. The record is from RefSeq and is a predicted model, not a curated record. The transcript is spliced from 6 exons. Gene Ontology annotation, cellular component: membrane. Lineage: Eukaryota; Metazoa; Chordata; Cladistia; Polypteriformes; Polypteridae. The coding region runs from base 201 to 1181 and encodes 326 amino acids. Gene Ontology annotation, molecular function: potassium channel activity; identical protein binding. Gene Ontology annotation, biological process: potassium ion transmembrane transport.